CGAUGCCCUUCGAGGAGGUGUGGAGCCGCAGCUACUGCCGCACCCGGGAGACGCUGGUCGACGUCCUGAGUGAGUUCCCGCAGCAGACCGAGCAUGUCUUCAAGCCGCCGUGCGUCCCCUUGCGGCGCUGCGCCGGCUGCUGCGGCGAUGAGGGCUUGGAGUGCGCCCCCCUGGAGACCCGCCCCCUCGACUUGCAGGUGGUCCAGGUGAGCCCCCUCCUGGGCACGACUCAGCAGGUCCAGCUGACCUUCACGGAGCACGAGCGGUGCGCUUGCAGCCGAGAGCCGGAGGGAGGGCAGCUGCGCGCUUGCCAGGACGGCGCCGAGGAGGAGGAGGAGGCGGGAGCCGCUGCAGACCAGACGGCCGCUCUCCCUCCCAUGCCGCGGCGCGGGACCCCCACGACCCCCAGCAGCAGCAGCAGCAGCAGCGGACCGGCCUGA
Messenger RNA from Heteronotia binoei (common prickly gecko), 440 nucleotides. RefSeq names its product placenta growth factor-like. The record is from RefSeq and is a predicted model, not a curated record. Gene Ontology annotation, molecular function: vascular endothelial growth factor receptor binding; chemoattractant activity; growth factor activity. Gene Ontology annotation, biological process: induction of positive chemotaxis; positive regulation of mast cell chemotaxis; vascular endothelial growth factor signaling pathway. The transcript is spliced from 3 exons. NCBI's taxonomy places the organism in Eukaryota, Metazoa, Chordata, Lepidosauria, Squamata, Gekkonidae. Bases 3 to 440 code for a protein of 145 amino acids. Gene Ontology annotation, cellular component: membrane.